Molecule: messenger RNA, 1557 nt
Organism: Hordeum vulgare subsp. vulgare (domesticated barley)
Lineage: Eukaryota; Viridiplantae; Streptophyta; Magnoliopsida; Poales; Poaceae
Product: UDP-xylose transporter 1-like
Exons: 9
Coding region: 360-1382 (340 amino acids)
Cellular component (GO): Golgi apparatus
Molecular function (GO): antiporter activity; UDP-xylose transmembrane transporter activity
Source: RefSeq, a predicted model, not a curated record
CACUCAACAGCAUCAAAGCCAGCACCUAACUGCCACCAUACACACUCACGCCCUCACCUUCCCCCCCUGUAAACUCUGAACAUAAAAGUGCCUGUCCCUCCCUCCAUUCCUCCUCCAAGGAGAGGAGAGCCACCUUACGCUCUCUCGUCUCCCUCUGUCUCUGUCUCUCUGCCUAUCUCUGUUCUCCCUCGAUACGGAGGGAGGUGCGCCGUUCUUCAAGAAGACCAAGAAGCAGCUGUCGGAAAGGCAUCCCUGCUUACUCCUGAAUUCCAAGUUCCUACCCCCAAUUCCUGGCCAAAUCCAUGCAUAAGAGCAUCUUACAUAUCUAGAGAUAAGCAAGGAAACAUCAGCUGGUCAAGAUGACGGCUGGUUUACAGCUCGGCGUGAUCGGAUCUCUCGCGCUCUCUGUUGCAUCUUCAGUUGCCAUUGUCAUCUGCAACAAAGCUCUCAUCAGCACACUUGGUUUCCCAUUCGCUACAACAUUAACAAGCUGGCAUCUCAUGGUGACCUACUGCACCCUCCAUGUGGCACAACGCUUACAUUUUUUUGAGCCCAAGGCAAUUGAUGGACAUACAGUGAUCCUCUUUGGGUUUCUGAACGGCACCUCAAUUGGACUUCUAAAUCUUAGUUUAGGAUUCAACUCCAUUGGAUUCUACCAGAUGACAAAACUGGCCAUCAUACCUUUCACUGUGCUGUUGGAGACAAUCUUUCUGAACAAAAGAUUCAGCGAGACUAUCAAGCUCUCUCUUAUGGUCUUACUUCUUGGAGUAGGCAUCGCAUCAGUUACAGAUCUCGAGCUAAAUCUACUUGGGUCCGUCCUUUCUGGCCUCGCCAUCGCCACCACUUGUGUUGGCCAAAUUCUCACAAACACAAUACAGAAGAAAUUGAAGGUCUCCUCAACGCAGCUUCUGUACCAAUCUGCACCAUACCAAGCAGCAAUUUUGUUCGCGACCGGCCCGUUUGUGGAUCAACUCCUUACAAACCGCAGUGUCUUCGCCCACAAAUACACCACUCCAGUUGUGGGUUUCAUCAUCCUGUCUUGCCUGAUUGCGGUGUCGGUGAACUUCAGUACAUUUCUCGUGAUCGGAACGACGUCUCCAGUGACAUACCAGGUGCUUGGCCACCUUAAGACAUGCCUGGUUCUCUCAUUUGGCUACACUCUACUACACGAUCCUUUCACCAUGAAGAACAUAUUAGGCAUUCUGGUCGCCAUAUUUGGUAUGGCAUUGUAUUCCUUUUUCUCAGUCAGGGAGAGCAAGAAGAAGUCAACAAAUGAUGCUCUGCCAGUUUCACAGAUGCCAGAUAAGGAGACUGAACCACUUUUGGCAACCAAAGACAGCAGUGAUAUCAAGAAGGCAAAUGGUGUAUCUCACGGCUGCUAAGACUUCCCUUGCUUAGUGUAGAUAUAGUAUGCACGUCUGCUCUUUGAGUUUCAAGGAUCUGGAAAGCCAUUUCUUUCCGUUCUUAAAUUUCUUUUGUAGAGAAGGAAAAAAGGGUUCCAUAUCAUAGAGUGUAUAUUUUGACACAACAAUUAUUAUUUGCUUAUCCCUUUUCACA